Molecule: messenger RNA, 1793 nt
Organism: Rotaria sordida
Lineage: Eukaryota; Metazoa; Rotifera; Eurotatoria; Philodinida; Philodinidae
Source: the annotation of a GenBank genome assembly
UAAAAAUGAAAAAUCAGUUUCAUAUGUAAAAAUAAUAUUAAAAUCGAUCGAGAUUUUUGGAACAAAAAAAAAAUUAUCUUGUUUUUUUCUAGGUAUGUACUCGAUAUUAUAGGUAAGUAGAUAUUUUAUAUUAAACUAUUGAUUAUAUACAGUGAGGUGCAAAAACCGUUGUCCUCAGCAUUUCAACUACUUCUCAGAGUGAAUACAAUGAAUACAAAAAGCAAUUAUAUUCAUAAAUAAGACAUAAUACAAAGUACUACAAUUAAUAUGUGAUUAUUUUCCUAACAAUUAAUCAAAGCUAACUCAUCACGAUUCUAUUGAAUUUACCAAAUGAUUUAGAAUGACCACAAAGUUGAUUUUGUAGCAUUCCUCACGUAGAAAUAGGGUCUAGUUCGUCGAGAUUUGACAGUUUCUGCUUUUGGAUACGACAUUGGAAGAUCGCUCAGAGAUUCUCAAUUAAAUUGAUGUCGGAAGUGUUUGAGAACCAACCGAUCGUUCCAGAUAUUUCCUUAAGUAAAAAUUGUUUCAUUGCUCAAGUUCUGUAUUCGGGACUCUUGUCUUUCUCGAAUCCCGAAGAUAGGUAGAAUUGCUUUCUGGAAUUGCAGAUAAGAUGAUCUGCAAUGUUUUGAAUGCAAUAAUGAUCAUCGAUAUCCUCUUGAAUGAAUACCAGUCGACCAGGUUCAUGACACUUACACCGCCCUAUACCAUGGUUUUCUACCUGUUCUUUGGAAUUUGCUUGACGCCGAGUCUUGAAUUCUUCGAUCCUCGGUGAAUCGUUUUUCUAACUAAUUCGUGGAAGGUCCUGCCAAUGACCAUUAUUUGGGUCCAAUUUUCACCGUUGUCUCAUUUUUUUUCGUCGAACCAAUUCACUGAGGACUUCAUACUGAACGAUAGUGACAUUGUGAGAUCGAUUAUUAUGGUGCUCGUCCCAUGUUUUCUUUUACCUAGGCGAUAUUGUAUUUGAUAGCCCAAAGAAUGAUCUCUAUCAGGCAAUCGAUUGUUGCUGUCUCGGUACUGUAAAAUAGUUUACGGCUUCGCUUUCAGCGAAGUAACAUUUCGUUGUUCAGAGUACUUUCUUCUCUCAAAGCACAAAUGUUUACGAUGAUUUAUGGUUUACAUAGCUACAUAUCGAUCUCUCUCAUCUUCUAGAGAAUUUUCAAAAAAUUCGUUCUAAAACUUUCAGAAAAAUUGCUUAUUCGAGAAUGGUAAAGACUUUUGCAUCUUACUAUAUUUAUUUUUAAUAAAUCAGAGCUCCAGAACUUUUACUUGGUUGUACGGAAUAUACAACAGCUGUUGAUAUAUGGUCAGCUGGUUGUUGUAUAGCUGAAUUUCUCAAUGGUUAUGCUAUAUUUCGUGGUAUUGAUUCAAGUGAUCAAAUGUAUCGAAUAAUAAAAAUAAUUGGUAUACCAACACGAGAUGAAUUACGUGAAAUGAAUUCACGUUAUACAGGUUCAGUUGAUUUAACUGUAAUUACAUUUACACCACGUACAUUACGUGGUUAUUUACCUGAACGUACACAAGAAUCAGCAUUAAUUUUACUUGAACAAUUAUUAAAAUAUAAACCAAAUGAACGUUUAACAUGUCAAGCAGCACUUGCAUCUGAUUUUUUUUCUGAAUUAAAACAACAUUCUAUUUUAUUGCCAAAUAAGCGUCAUUUACCACCAUUAUUUAAUUUUCGUGAAAAUGAAUUAUUAAAAACUUCACAUUUAUAUUCAACUAUCGUACCUGAUUUUAUACGAAAUAAUCUUACUGAUAUGCAUGACAUUGAGAAUCAUAAACUAACAUUGAAAUAG